GGUUUAGGGUUUUUAACGCAGCGAUGGCGAAUCUCUUCCAGGGUCCGGGACUGCCGUGGUGCAUUGGCACGGGGUUUGGAGCACCAAUGCGAACCGGGACCGAUCUGGGGCCAUUGCUAUUUGAUUCCGUGGGAGAGCCUCAAACAUUGCUGGCAACGGGGUGUAGAUUGCACCUCUUUGAUCAUCCGAUUCCUCCCCUUGAGAUGCAAUCACGUUACGCGGAGGAGGACGCAUCGAUCGGCUAUGCUCCCGAUUCUCUUCUCGACGGGCUCGUUCAGGAGGACACGGCUGCGAAGGUUGCUAUGAUCCACGACAGUAACAGCGUUUUUGGAAACAGACUGGAGUGUAUGCAAUGUCAAGAUGGAAAGCUCCAGCUUGCAUUUCCCAUUGGGGAGGAUUUCAGCAGUAUAGGAAGCAUACUUUGCGAGCGUGAUCCCGCUGGUCGCUUGUGUCCUCUGAAAAAGCAAGACGACGAGCCGGAUGUCGAGUUGUUCGGUGGCGUGAGGAUGUCCGUCUCACCAACGUUGGGUCAUCCCAUCCGCCAGUUAUCAGCGAUGAAGAUUUCGAAUUCAAGCAAAGACGAGAGCAUACUUGUCGCUAGGACUCAGCAUCAAGUACAUGUUACGAACAUUCAAAGAGAAGAAGACCGCAUAUGCUUUGGUUCACCCUCAGCGACGACUUACUUCCACGGCGUAUCUCAUGUGGUCUGUAGUCCUUAUAUCGAGGGAGAACUUGCAACUGUCCUAGAGUCUGGGGAGGUUUACGUUUAUGAUGUCCACUCCACCAAAAAGUCUACAAACAAUCUACGAGCGAACUUUUUAGUGCACGCGACAAUGGUCGAGGCUGCAACAGCCGACAGAACUGGCGCUGCUAAGGUUCCAAAGGCUGUACUUGCUGAGAUUCGGAAUCUCAGAAGGAGCUGGUGGCGAGUCGAGUAUGGCUGGCAUCCGAAGCUGCUUGUCAUAGCGAACGCUGAGGAAAUCGUUUUAUCCGACUUAAGACAUGGCAAUUCGACUACUCUACUUGCUACCGUUGGAAACAGCAAAGAUUACUGCCGUCCGGGGCGCUGCGAGCAGGAUCGCUUCGUAGCUAUAGUGCGACCUGAGGAACGUGGUUAUCAUUUUGCUGCUGCGACUAUGGAACGUAUCAUGCUCUUCGACAUUCGAAGGCCGAGAUUGCCACUACUUAAGUGGGAACACUCGAUGCAGGACGAUUAUCCCGGAUAUUUGUCUAUGCAUCCUUUGUCAUGGCUCCGGCCUGAGAGAAAUAAUGAUGCAGGACGAGUAAUUCUGGCUGCGAGCUUUCGGUCUGGUGAUGUUCGAGCAUUCUGCUAUGGUCCUCAAGCGCUAUCUACUGAAGUCGUGUCAGGAGCAAUUCCCAGAUUUCGUGAGAUAGAGGAGGCGUACUGUGCGUGGGAUCUUCCUUCAAAGAUGUUUACUUCUUGUCCUCGGAAAGUAUCCAUGGUAGCACUUUACGAUUCUCUUUCCACUGGAAUGGGGGACAGCUGUAUUGAAAGCCUGUCUGGAGUUGUGGUUCUGCCUGGGGCAAAGACUGGUUUCAGCUUGCUGCAACUUACGGGUGCAGGUGACAUUCUUAGUCAACCUUAUAUCGCAUCCAAGACCUUGAAGAGAGAAAAGAACACUCAGUUGUGCGAGUAUCCCGAACACUUAAUAGCUAAGAACGAGAAGACGCUUGUUAUGAAGAAUCUCCCUUUCCCAGCUAUGCUCAACUACGUCAAAGACGGACUGGUUUGCCUGGGGUCGUCUCAUCAAGGCAAACGGUUGAAGGCAACAAUGAUGGACCCUGUGGAACAAUACCAGGAUCGCAUAUACAGGGUUUUGGCGGAUGUUGAAGUCCCUCUCUCCACCCAUGAGAUAGCGUUUAAAGUGCUGCUCUUGGGUCUAGCUGACGAUCUAGCACUACACGCAGCAAGGAUGCCGUCAAACGUUAGUGGAUAUAUUGAUGUUACCGAGAAAACGCCAUAUCUGCUACCACCAAAGAAAUAUUUCGAAAGGAAGAAAACGUCAGUUCCAGUUCCUUUACCGGUGCUUCUGGAAUUUGACGCUAAGGAAGGCAACAGAAAAACAACAAAAGAGAGCUUCCAACAGGCCCAGGACGCGGUUGAAGCAGUAACUUUAAAAUUAAAAAAGAAACAAGAAGAACCAGUUAUCUCCGCUGACAGCCACUUGUCCCUCAAAAAGUUAUUAUUCCACUCAAAACACCCAGAUUCUGGAGCAUCAUCGUCAUCGAGCAUUCGCAAUAUGAAAUUUCAGAAUUAUGUUGGAACACAACAACUUGUCGGAGGAGAAGAUGGGUCGUCGAAAAUUUUCCAGCGACUCAAACCAGAUGAGUUUGAACUGUCAACGUUUGGAGCCUUAGAGCGCUUGCAAAAGGACUUCGAGAAAUGGCAGCAAAACUAUGCUCCAUACGCAAACUACAUUAAGGGAAAACGCCUGUAAGGCAUCCUGGCAUCAACUAGACUCUGCCUGGCAGCCGUUCGCAAAUUUUCUUCCAGGACCUAUGUAGAUCACGCUAGCGUAACUAUUAGGGAGCCCAAAUUUUGUAGUAGAGGAUACAUAGCACUCGAAGGUAAUGCAGUGUAUAGUAACGUAUUUUGGGUUA
Selaginella moellendorffii is the source of this 2622-nucleotide messenger RNA. RefSeq lists its product as uncharacterized. Bases 24 to 2459 code for a protein of 811 amino acids. The transcript is spliced from 15 exons. Gene Ontology annotation, molecular function: RNA polymerase I core promoter sequence-specific DNA binding. The record is from RefSeq and is a predicted model, not a curated record. Lineage: Eukaryota; Viridiplantae; Streptophyta; Lycopodiopsida; Selaginellales; Selaginellaceae. Gene Ontology annotation, cellular component: fibrillar center. Gene Ontology annotation, biological process: transcription by RNA polymerase I.